AUGCGUGCCUCUCACUUUGCUGCCGCCCUCGUUGGCGCCUUCGCUGCGCCUGGCCUGGCAUGGAACACUGAUAUCCACCAGCAGAUUGGCUUCGCGGCCGAAAAGUUCCUCUCGCCGGCAGCCAAGGCCAUCCUCAGCGAGAUCCUCGAGCCCGAGUCGGGCGCCAGCCUCGGCCGCAUCGGCGCGUGGGCCGACGCGCACCGCGGCACGCCCGAGGGCCGGCACACAACGACGUGGCACUGGAUCAACCCGGCCGACCAGCCGCCGAGCUUCUGCAACGUGCACUACAACCGCGACUGCACGUCGGGCGGCUGCAUCGUCAGCGCGCUCGCCAACGAGACGCAGAUUCUCAAGUCGUGCAUCCGCUCCGUCAAGGACGCAAGCUUGUCGGCGGCGCCAACGCCACGUGCGCCAACGCCGCCAACCGUCUUUCCCGUCGUGGACCGUGAGGAAGAGAAAUUUGUGUACUUGACACCCGCCAGAUCUGGGACGGCGCCAUUGUCUACUUGCUCUGCCGCAAACGUCACGGGCUUCCCCAACACGACGAUCCAGCCCUUCUUCAGCGACAUGGUCGACCGCAUCCGCGCCGACACGUACUUUGUGCCGACGCGCGACUGGCUCAGCUGCACCGACCCCUCGACGCCGCUCGCCUGCCCGCUCGAGUGGGCGCGCGACGCCAACCAGUGGAACUGCGACUACGCCUUCAGCCAGAACACCAACGCCUCGGACCUGCGCACGAGCGGCUACGCUGAGGGCGCCUGGCCCAUUGCCGAGCUGCAGAUCGCCAAGGCCGUGCUCCGCAUCGCCACGUGGUUCAACAAGCUCGCCGACUGCAACUUCAAGGACCGCGAGGUCGUCCUCGACCCCUGGCCCAUGAAGGCCUGGCUCGGCGGGCCCAACGCUGGCAACUAA
Molecule: messenger RNA, 912 nt
Organism: Verticillium alfalfae VaMs.102
Lineage: Eukaryota; Fungi; Ascomycota; Sordariomycetes; Glomerellales; Plectosphaerellaceae
Product: nuclease PA3
Exons: 3
Coding region: 1-912 (303 amino acids)
Biological process (GO): DNA catabolic process
Molecular function (GO): endonuclease activity; nucleic acid binding
Source: RefSeq, a predicted model, not a curated record